GUAUGACAUGAAUCGACGGUAUCUCCUUCUCUCCCUCCCUCCAUUUCUUUUACCUCCAAAGGCCUCUUCUUCUGUCAUCCUUUUCUUUCUUUCUUUCCAUGGAGCUUCAUCUUUCGACCCGCUUUCUCACAUUCUCGUCCCCCACUUCAUGCGGCUCUUCUCCCAACUUCGCAUUUCUCUGCGAUUUCUCCCGCACCAGAUUCCCGCGCGGAAAAUCCCGCCGCAUCGCGACCCCUCUCCGAACCUCUUCUACGUCGAACGGCCACACUGAUCGCGAAUCUCGAUCGGCUUGCGAGGAUCUCUGGCGGGAUUCCGAUUCGGUCGAGGUGAUCGGGAUUGGCAGCAGGAAGGAUGCUGUCCUCGAUUUUUGCCUCGAAUCUUCUUUCGAGUCGACCUCCAUGAGGUUUUGGACUGUACAUAUGAGAGAUUCCCAAAAGGUGCAGUUACUGCAGAGAUCCCUUGGGAAAGACACAGUGCUAAGAAAUGUGGAAGGUCUACUAUCAGCGCAAUCCUAUCCUCGGGCUACUAUCCUUGUUUCUAGUGCAGGAUACAGCGUAGAUCAUGUAACAGCAUUAGAGCUUCUUAGUGUUGUAAAAUCAGCAGGAGGAUUGGCGAUUGCCAUUGUUCUGAAGCCUUUUAGCUUCGAGGGACAAAGGCGCCAACAUGAGGUGGAGAACUUGGUGAACAAGCUUUGGGAGGGCACAAAUUUUUGUAUUGUGGUGGACACUGAUGCUUUACUUAAGAAGGAAGUGGUAACUCUAGCUGAGGCUUCAAGAACUGCCAGUAAUGUAGUUUUGUUGGCCAUCAAUGCUAUUUCUGUUCUCAUAUCUGAUAUGCACCCAAAAUUUCUUGAUGCACCACAUGAUAAAUUUAAGGAAGUCAAACUUCCUGAAGUUUUAACACUUUUGGGAAGCUACAGAGAAGCAAAAGUUGGAUUUGGAGCUGGUUUCAACAUUAAAUCAUCAAUUGCACGAGCUGUCUUUGAUUGUCCUUUUCUAAGUGGUGGCUUGAAGGACUUAGAUGGCAUAGUUAUAUGCAAUGUCGCAAGUGGCAUUGUCAUGGACAAAAGCGAUCUACAAUCCUUCAUGCAUGCCUUCCGUCAAACAACUGAGUGCACCAAGGAUAUCAUUUUUUCUAGCAUUCAUGAACCUAAUAUCGAGCCAAAUUUAAUAGUUACAACACUUUUAGUAUUAGGCUGCAACAAGCAAAAGGUUCCUCCGAAGAAGAGUUUUUUAUCUGGUCUGGCUUCGCGUUUCCCUUUUCUUUUCUCAUUUUUGGGGAGAGACCAAGAAUCUAAAAGCAAUCUAUCAGCACAGUUGGUUGGAGAUCUAUGCCCUCAACAGGUCUUGAACUCAUCAACUGGUAGGGACAUUCUUGAUGGGUCUGAUGAAAAUCUUGAUGCAUACUCUGAAGAAUUGGAAACACUGUCCAACAACAGUUACGAUGAAAUCUAUCCUUCGAGAACGUCUGAUAGUAGAGAUAAAAGAACUGCAGUCGGAGAUUCAGUGGCCAGUCCUGAGCCUGUUUCCCCUCUUCAUCUUCCACCUAAUGAAGGAGAACAUGCUUUUCAAAGGGAGCCACUCAAUAACUGGAACAUUGGGCCAGGGUUCCGCAUUGCAGAAAAAUGGGCAAAAGAACGGGCAGCUGCAUUUGGAGCUACUGCCAACAUUGACAAAUCAAAUGUUUACACUCUUCCAGUUGGUGUGAAACCCUCUGAGCAGACCACAGAUGGUCCCCAAUCAUCAAGUCCUCAGCCUGCAGAGAUGAAGAUGCUGAAUGAUAUGGAAGGAGAACCUUUGGGCAGUCCAAAUGUGCCUCCGCAGGAUCUGUUGACUGAUAUGGGUUUUGAGACGGUAAUGGAUAUUUAUGAUGCAGCAUCCACUGUUCUAAAAGGAAAACAUGCAGAUUUGUCUAGGAAACAAGGAUUGCUUUCUGUCCGUGCAGCAUCCAUGCUGGAAGCUGAAAGAGAUCCACAGAAAAAGUGGAGUCCUAUAAUGGAAAUGCAAUAUAGGGGGGGAAUUUAUAGGGGACGUUGCCAAGGAGGUCUUCCAGAGGGAAAGGGCCGUCUAACUCUCACGGGUGGAAGCUUCUACGAUGGUAUGUGGCGGUACGGUAAGCGAUCAGGUUUAGGUACAUUCUACUACAGUAAUGGGGAUGUGUUCCAGGGAUCUUGGAGAGAUGACCUUAUGCAUGGAAAGGGUUGGCUCUAUUUUCACACUGGGGAUCGUUGGUUUGCAAACUUUUGGAAGGGAAAGGCGAAUGGUGAAGGACGAUUCUAUUCGAAGCUUGGCAAGAUCUUUUUUGGUAAUUUUCAAGAUGGAUGGCGCCAUGGCCAUAGCCUAUGUAUAGAUAUUGAUGGAACAAGGUGGGCUGAGAUCUGGGAUGAGGGUGUGCUUGUAAGCCGUAGCAAGUUGGAUGCAGAAACAGAGACCAAAUAGAACUUUGUCAAGGUAUCACAAGAAACAUCCACUUUCCAAGAAUUCAGAUAAUUUAACAAAAUUGAUGAUAUAUAUUUUUGUAUAGGUUUUCUGUAUUCUAGCCCUAUUGCUUCUUUUUUUUCUUCUUCUUUUUCUUUUUCUUUUUAGUUUCUAUUCACUCAUGUCCAAGCAUCUUCACCGCCCCGCCCUAUUCUUAUACAUGAUUUACUUGUUUAAAGUAUUUACUUGCAAUAUAUAUGCUUUUUCCUUUU
Messenger RNA from Magnolia sinica, 2689 nucleotides. RefSeq names its product protein ACCUMULATION AND REPLICATION OF CHLOROPLASTS 3, chloroplastic. NCBI's taxonomy places the organism in Eukaryota, Viridiplantae, Streptophyta, Magnoliopsida, Magnoliales, Magnoliaceae. The transcript has 16 exons. The record is from RefSeq and is a predicted model, not a curated record. Gene Ontology annotation, cellular component: cytosol; extrinsic component of plastid membrane; chloroplast outer membrane. The coding region runs from base 99 to 2438 and encodes 779 amino acids. Gene Ontology annotation, biological process: chloroplast fission. Gene Ontology annotation, molecular function: GTP binding.